Messenger RNA from Electrophorus electricus (electric eel), 3502 nucleotides. It is a transcript of the gene apold1b, whose product is annotated as apolipoprotein L domain containing 1b. Gene Ontology annotation, molecular function: lipid binding. NCBI's taxonomy places the organism in Eukaryota, Metazoa, Chordata, Actinopteri, Gymnotiformes, Gymnotidae. The record is from RefSeq and is a predicted model, not a curated record. Gene Ontology annotation, biological process: lipid transport; lipoprotein metabolic process. Gene Ontology annotation, cellular component: extracellular region; membrane.
AGCCUUAAACACAAACUUCCUCGGUUCCAACAAGACCGCAUGUUUCUGUCAUAUUACUGGAUAUCAGGGACAAUGAGUAUAAUGCAAAUGCUGAAUCCAUUCAAAUUUUCCUCACAGGGAAAGAAAGAAGUGACUUCUGUCCAGCACACCUCAUCAGAUACCUCUUUAUCAAUGAGUAAAUCCUCUGGCACUGAGGAAAACGGAGAGGGUAGCACCAAUGAGACUAGACAGGUUGUAAGAGAAGAACCACCUUUACACUGCAUGGAGAAGAGCUCUGAAUCAAGCAGUAAGUCUUCUCUCACUGGCAAAAGUGGAGAGGAUGAACCUACUGAAAGUACACAGAACCCUGGACUAGUUAUGGGACUGAUUCAGAAAGUAAACCCAUUUAAGUCUUCUUCACAGAGCCAGAGUGAUGUUUCCACCAAAAACACAGAUGAGAGCAAGCAGAAUCUUGCUGUGACACAGGAAGUUAAUACACUUAUUUCCAAAAAUCAGGAAGUUAUGCUAGCAUCCACUACCCUCACUGAACCUGGCUCUCCCAAGGUGCUUGGCUUUGAAUGGGACCAUUUCAAGAAGGACUCUGUUGAGAUUCCUACUGUAGCAGAAGUGCCAAUACCUGGUGAUGGUAGCCCACUGCAGAGUGAUGAUGAAGAUAGUUUGUUGGAGUGGUGGGAAGCUGUGGAAGGAUGGAGUGAAUGGAAUGAGUCAACAAACUUUGAUGAAGAAGAUGCAGAGCAAGCAAUAGAAGCAGCUGCUGACCGUGUCUUCAUGGCUGCCCGUUUGUUUCUUUAUUUGUUUAAUCAGCGGGAGGUGUUGUUGCAUCAGCGUGUUCAUGAACUACUAGCAUUGGCUGAUGCAGCGGACAGCUUCCAUAAGAAAACGGUGACGGCCAGCAUUGGGGGAGGGGUGGCCAGUGUAGCUGGCAGCAUCACCACCAUCACCGGCCUCGUGCUGGCCCCAUUUACUCUCGGAACAUCAUUAAUUGUAACUGCAGUGGGAGUGGGCAUAGCCACGGCGGGGGGCUUAACGUCAGCCUCUGCGAACAUUACGGACACGAUGCACUCGAGGACUGACAGGGCAAAAGUGGAGCAGAUUAUCCUUAGCUACCAAGAGGAGAUCAAAGACAUUAAGGAAUGUCUUCACUUUCUGCAGGCAGGUAUGGAGACUCUGGAGGAGUGGAACUUUGAGCAGUAUGUGGAUAGCAUCUCCAAACGUGCCAUGAACCGGAGCGUAAAGCACGUGAUGAAGGAGGGUGGCCGGGCAGGAAAGGCACUCCUUGUGAAUGCAGAGAGCCUCAUCAGCACUGUGCAGGUGCUUGGUGCGGCCGGUGGAGCAGCCAAGGCUGCGCAGGCCAUCACUGUCGCCAGCGGGGUGAUGUCCGGCCUCUUCUUGGCUCUAGAUGUCUUCUUCCUGGCCAAGGACUCGAUGGAACUACGCAAGGGGGCCAAGACAGAGUUUGCUGUCAAAAUCAGGGAGGUGUGCAGAGAGCUGAAGGAUGGGCUUCAUGAACUAAAUAAGAUCAAAGAGCAGCUGCAGAGGAUCAUGGACGAUACUGAGGACGUUGAGGAGAAGGAGGAGGAGGAUGAGGAGGAGGAAGAAGCAGAAGAAGAAGAGGAAGAGUCUGAGGAGACACAAAGAGAGAUUCCUUUCACACAAAGCAGUAUGCAAAGCUAAGAUCUAUAUACAGGAUUCAUACAUAUGAAUAUCUUCCAUGGUCAUGCUGUGGUAUACUUUGAGUUGGAAAAGACUUGAUUCAGAGGCAAAGGCUUUAUAUAAUUUUAGCUUUAUUUUUACUAAAUGUAAUGUCCUAUAAUGUGUGUUUGAAAGAGUAUAGGGGAGUCUAUGUGGGGCUAUGUUCCUGAUAGCCAUGCAGCACUCCAGUUUAUAUCUGUAUUAUGAACAUGUUAAACUGUUGUACUGGAAAUGCCAUUAGUCUGCUGUAUUUCAACCCAAAGCACUUUAAAUGAUUUUAAAUGUUACUUUCCUUUCACUUUUAUGAUUAAGGGUGUUCAUAUGUGAAAUGUUAAAAUGCUGUACCAAGAUUUUAUAAAACGUGGUAAUGGAAGAGAGAUUGACAAGGCAUACAUGUUUAUGGCUUUGAGCUGCUUAUUCUCUUUCAAUUGACUCUGGAGUCCUUACCCUAUGGAGAUACUUGAAUUCUAAACUAGUCAUUAUAAGCUUAUUGCCAAAAAAAUCUAGCAGACCUUUCUUUGUUAAUCGGGUCUUUGUCAUAAUUCAUUAUUUUUAAACUUGGGGUAGAGGAAGGCUCCUGUCCACUCCAUCAACUUCUUCCUCUUCACUAUAGUCACUAGCUUGGGGGAAAAAAAACAAAACAUGAAAGCCAUAAACAUGCACACCCUGCUAGUCUCUGGAAGGACUGAAGUACUGCACAGAGGCACUAAUUAUGGAAGCACAAGGUCAAACACUAAGCACUAGAUAGACUGAAGAAGUGGUGUAUCACACCAGAGAAGACCCAAGAUGCAGACUGUACAAAGGAGCCUCUGAGACAAUCCAGCAUCUACUAGCAUGACAAGUUGCUUACAUUGAAAGUAUACUCUGAGAGACAUAACCAAGAGGCAGGGAUCAUAUAAAGGAAUAUAUACAAGGCAUAUUAACUGGAUAACCCCAAGUACAAAUGGGACAAACCACAGAAAGUGGUGGAGAACAAGAAGACCAAUAUCCUGUGGGACCUCCAGAUUCAGACACAUAAACAAGUAGUGGCAAACCAACCGUAUGUAAUGAUAGUAGAUGCAGAAAACAGCAGUAGUAAUAGAUGUGGCAGUCUCAACUGAUGGAAAUAUCAAAAGGAAGGAAUAUGAGAAAUUGGAAAAAUACCAGGGACUGAAAGAAGAAAUUGUGGGAAUUUGAAAGGUUAACACCAAGGUUGUCCCAGUAGUGAAAGGGACACUUGGGACUGUGGCAUUUAAAAUGGAGGAGUGCCUCCAUCCACUCGGUUAAUUAUUCUUUAUUUUGGCCACCCUAUACUAUAAUUACACAGUAUACCUUGUGCUUGUGCGUGUGUGUGUUAUUAGUUGCUACCUUUACUUGAGGUCAUUCACUCUGUCAAUCGAUCUUCUGUAGUAGACAAGGACUGGUAAAUAUUCCUAUUCAACUGGUUCAAUUUAACUACCAAUGGGAAUGUAAGACUGUAUUAAUAAUAUCACAAGUCACAAUCUGUAACCCAUUCUGAUUGGUUGAUGAUUUUUAAUGGUACUGUUGCACCAAAAUUCCAGGAGCAAGGAGAAGGAAAUCCAAACAUAUGAAAUGUUUGGUACAGUUGCAAGAUAAAUUGUAUGUGCUCACUUUUGUAUGAGCUCACUGCUCACAGUCUUGGGUAAUUAACAGUAAGUGGACUCAACCACUCAGUAAGCCAAGGCAUGGGAAAAGUGACUCCGAUUUUUAAAAAUAUGAGUAGUAAGCUCAGGUGAUAAUUGAUCAUUUUCAUUUGUGGAAUUCUAUAUUUAAAUAAUUAUCACUAUUAAAAAUCAGUUUUGGGACUCCA